Messenger RNA from Leptopilina boulardi, 2951 nucleotides. RefSeq names its product dnaJ homolog subfamily A member 1 (gene Droj2). Gene Ontology annotation, molecular function: ATP binding; Hsp70 protein binding. Gene Ontology annotation, biological process: response to heat; protein refolding. The coding region runs from base 209 to 1393 and encodes 394 amino acids. Lineage: Eukaryota; Metazoa; Arthropoda; Insecta; Hymenoptera; Figitidae. Gene Ontology annotation, cellular component: cytoplasm; cytosol. The record is from RefSeq and is a predicted model, not a curated record. The transcript is spliced from 5 exons.
ACAUUACCAGUACAGUUUUCAACGAAGUUUCGAGAACACUUAUUACUAGAAAUUCACAGAAAGGUAAGAAGGACGGGAUAUUUCCCCAAAUUCUAUUCGACCACGCGAGUGUUUGUAAGGACGCUAAAGUUUUUUUUUGUGCAGCUAACACAUUAAUCUGUUGAAACAGAAAGUUGAUUCAUUUUUUUUGAAAGAUUAUUAAUAAACAAUGGUGAAAGAGACGACUUUUUACGAUGUACUUGGUGUAAAGCCAGGAUGUACACAGGAGGAUCUUAAGAAAGCUUACAGAAAAUUGGCAUUGAAAUAUCAUCCUGACAAAAAUCCAAAUGAGGGCGAUAAGUUUAAGCAAAUUUCACAAGCCUAUGAAGUACUCUCAAAUCCGGAGAAAAAGCGUAUUUACGAUCAAGGUGGUGAGCAGGCAUUGAAGGAAGGUGGUGGUGGUUCUGGAUCGUCACCCAUGGAUAUAUUUGAAAUGUUCUUUGGCGGCGGUAGAAGAAGAGGUCGUAGAGAACGCAAGGGACAAAAUGUUAUGCAUCAACUUUCCGUUUCUCUUGAGGAAUUAUAUAAAGGAACUGUGCGAAAACUUGCUUUACAAAAGAAUGUCAUCUGUGAUAAAUGUGAAGGUGUUGGCGGUAAAAAAGGAGCUGUAGAACAAUGUACCAAUUGCGGUGGAUCUGGUAUGACUGUACAAGUUGAACAAUUAGGACCAGGAAUGAUUCAACGUUUUCAACAUAUGUGCCAGGAAUGUAAGGGACAAGGUGAGCGUAUCAAUCCAAAAGAUCGAUGUAAACAAUGCAAUGGUCGAAAGACAGUGAGAGAUCGCAAAAUUCUUGAAGUUCAUGUUGACAAGGGCAUGGUUGAUGGUCAGAAAAUUGUUUUUGGAGGUGAAGGUGAUCAAGAACCAGAACUUGAACCCGGUGACAUUAUCAUUAUUCUUGAUGAAAAGGAACAUGAAGUAUUUAAACGCAGCGGAAAUGAUUUGAUAAUGUGUAUGCAGAUAGAAUUAGUUGAAGCUUUGUGUGGAUCGCAGAAAGUAAUUAGGACUCUAGAUGGAAGAGACUUGCUGGUAACAAUGCUGCCUGGCCAAAUAAUAAAACAUGGUGAUUUGAAGUGUAUUUUAAAUGAAGGAAUGCCAUUAUACAAAGAUCCAUUUACAAAAGGACGUCUCAUCAUUCAAUUUGUUGUUAAUUUUCCAAAAUCAAUUGAUCCAAGUGUUAUUGCAACAUUGGAACAAUGUUUACCGCCAAGAGAACAAGUGAUGAUUCCUGAUGAUGCUGAGGAAUGUAUUCUCACUGAUUUAGAUCCUGAACAGGAAUCAAGGCGAAGAGAUACACGCGCAGCAUAUGAAGAGGAUGAGGGUGGUCCUUCACGAGUACAGUGCGCUACGCAGUAAUUUCGUUUUUUAUUUUUUUUUUUUUUCAAAAAUUGUCGAACAUCGCUAACAAAGCGAAUGCUGCUCGUGUCUAAAUCCAUUCUUUUUGUUUGCUCGCCUUAAGAAAGAAAAAAAAAAAAAAAAAAAGAUCUGCUCUCGCAUAAUUCAGUAUCAAAAUGAGAAUUUUCUUAUAUUCUUUUCAUUAAAAAUAUACUAUGACAGAAUUGAGUGAACACUAGGACUGAAUUUUGAGGUUUAGGAAUAAAGUAGAAACGAUAGAACAAUUUUGUUUUGUUGUUGUUUUUUUCGGGGGGGCGAUAGGAGCAAAAGGGAUAGGGGGAAGGUGAUUAAUAUUGUGUGAAAAAAUAUAAAAUAUCAAAUUUUUUUCAAAAGAAAUGUACUUGAGAUUUUUGAUAAUUUGACAUAUUCCUGAGGAACAUUUCAAUGUAAUGAUCAACCGGAUUGAUUUAUUUUCACAAGAAAAAAAAACAAAAAAAAAAAAUCAUUGACUGGCGAUAUUUUUAAACUUUUACACAAUUAUGGUUAUCUUUAUGAAUAACAUUACUGGGGGAAAGUUGUAUAAAAUUUUAAUGCCGUGACGUCAUAUUGUUGAUGUCCCUUAGAUAAUUUUUGGAAGCUCUGCGCUUUUUUUGUGUGUUUACUUUUUUUUUUAUGUGAGAAUUGUUUUUUUUUUUUUUUUUUAAACUUGUCGUUCUACUCUAUUCUUCAAUAUUCGGAUGACACUAUUUUUACAGGUGUAAACUGAAUGAUUCCAAAAACUUUUUGAAUAAUAUGAAAAAUAAAAGUAUGGAAACCGAUGUUUGACCAAUGAACGAGAAAUACGUAAAUUUAAAAACAAAAAAAAAAUGUAAUUUUCGAAUUAAAAAUUCUAGGCGUCACGUAAUUUAGUUAGUAUAUAUAAUAUAAAAAAAAAAAUUGACGGAGGAUGAAUGGCUCUGUCCUAGGUUUCAAACUGACAAGAAUACAUCUUGUAAUCUUGUGCACAUUGUAUCGAUUUCAGACAAAAUAACUUAAUUUCUCUUGAUAUUAAAAAAAGAAAAAAAAAAAAAAAAGAUUGCUUUUAAAAAGGGCACCUUAAUUUUCCGACGUAAAUGCAAUAUUUAUGUAUUAGAUUGCAAGGAGGAACUAAUUGAUUUAGAUCCUAGUUAUUAAUUAACUUUUAAUAUUUAGCAAUCAAGUUGUAUUGGCAUUGAGUAUAAGUAAAUUUCUAGCAAGUAAGUGGUUGUGAAUUUGAAAAAAAGCUUUACUUUUUGCUUUAUGUUAGAAACUUAGGUGUCUUAAAAGCUAACUCGACUUUCAUCAGACAACAAAUUCUUCUCAUCUUAAUUUUGCAAUUCAAUUUUAAUACUAUUUCAAAAAAUAGAGAAGUAAAACUUCAGAAAAAAAAAUUAAAUACUUGGCUAAUGAGUUAUACUCCAAUUAGUUGUAAAUUCAAAUAGUUUUCUUUGUGUACUUCAAUCAAUUCCAUUUCUCAUAUUUUACAUUAUAAUUUAUUACUGGAAAAUUAUAAUUGAUUCCUCUUGUAAAACACAUCAAAUAAAAUGAAAACUCAACCCUA